Macrosteles quadrilineatus (aster leafhopper) is the source of this 1446-nucleotide messenger RNA. RefSeq names its product orexin receptor type 2-like. Gene Ontology annotation, cellular component: membrane. The record is from RefSeq and is a predicted model, not a curated record. NCBI's taxonomy places the organism in Eukaryota, Metazoa, Arthropoda, Insecta, Hemiptera, Cicadellidae. The coding region runs from base 16 to 1233 and encodes 405 amino acids. Gene Ontology annotation, biological process: G protein-coupled receptor signaling pathway. Gene Ontology annotation, molecular function: neuropeptide Y receptor activity; peptide binding. The transcript is spliced from 8 exons.
GUGACGUAAACCAAGAUGAACUGCAGCGAUCAAGAAGACAUUUACCAGCUGGGCGACAAUGAGACAACCAACCAGCUGAUCGAUCAGCUGAUCAGGGAGUUCAGCAAAUCUCAGCUGAGGUACACCGAACCUCGCCACAUCGUGCUGAUAUCCUGCUAUCUGCCGCUCUUCCUGAUAGCUGCUGCUGCUAACUCUCUUAUCAUCAUCGUCGUCUUCAAGUACCACUAUAUGCGCAGUGUGACCAACUACUUCUUGGUGAACCUGUCAGUAGCAGAUCUUCUGGUGACGUUUAUUUGUAUGCCGAUGGCUGUGGCUCAGUCCGUCACAGGGCUUUGGCUCUAUGGGGAGACUAUGUGCAAGCUGACGUCAUACUUACAAGGCGUGAGUGUUGGUGCGAGUGUAUUUACCAUCACCGCUAUGAGUAUCGACAGAUACCUUGCUAUCCGACACUCCAUGGCUUUCAGAAAGGUGUUCAACCGCAAAUCCACCAUAUUUAUGAUACUGUUCCUGUGGGUGGUGUCUCUGACUAUAUUCCUGCCUGUGCUGUGGGUCCGAGAGACAGAGUUGGUAGACCUGGGGGACGAUCCUCUCCUGUCAGCUGCUGUCAAGAAAUACAGCCUCACCUGGUGUAUAGAGGACUGGUCUCACCGCUCGAGGCGGGCCUAUGGAGUGUUGUGCUUCGUGCUGGUCUACCUGACGCCAGGGUGUGUGGUGAUCCUGGCCUACACACUGAUGGGUCGGAAACUCUGGGUGGUGCGACCACCGUUUGAUAAGGACGAUGGCAGCGCUAGCAAUCAGCAGGUUCGCCUCGUACGAGAAAGGAGAAGGGUGGCGCGUAUUCUGCUGCUACUCGCGAUUCUGUUCGCUCUCUGCUGGCUGCCCUACAACCUCCUGUCACUUCUCCUGGACCUUGAUCUGACGUUGCCGACCGUCGGCUUGCCUCAGGAGACGCUUAUGAAGCUGUUCCCCUUCACACUGCUGCUAGGACACGCUAACUCUGCCAUCAACCCUCUCCUGUAUUGCUUCAUGACUCGCAACUUCCGCCGCACAGUCCGGAGUCUCUUCUGCCAGACAGGCAUCUCUAGACCUCGCCCACGACAGAGGAUAAAAAAUCGCAGCGCCACGUCGUCGAGUGGAUACGCUUCCUACCACAGCCCUCAUCGGCGCUGCUACGUGCUCAGCCAGCCUCAGCGAACAACAGGCACGCAGCUGCGAACCCUACACCCGCUGUGACAGGGCCUGCCACCGUCUGAGACUUACCUGUGAGCGGGAGGCUCACAUACUACCACAUGAGUAAAUCAUGUGACCAAGGACUCAGAAGGAAGCCUGUGAUAGAACCAACCACCGUCUGAGACUUACCUGUGAGCGGGAGGCUCACGUACUACCACAUGAGUAAAUCAUGUGACCAAGGACACAGAAGGAAGCCUGUGAUAGAACCAACCACCG